CCGUGAAAAGCAUCUGAACCGCCUUAAAGAAGAAGAAGAACAAACGACAACAACACGAACAGGCGACAUCAACGAGCUAAACAUGCUUUAAAACGACGUUAAAACGAUAACUCAGACCGGUUGGAAGAUGAGUUCCUUUGCGGGUCGAAUGAAGGAGUACCCCACGGUGUCUCUGGACCGGUUCGACCGGGAGAACCUACACUCCAGGGCUUAUUUCCUCUCCCACUGCCAUAAAGAUCACAUGAAAGGACUGAAAGGACUGUUACUGAAGAGGAAACUGCAGUCCAGCCGGACCGUCAGGCUUUACUGCUCCUUUGUGACCAAAGAGCUUCUGCUCAGCAAUCCCAAGUACUCCUUCUGGGAGCCGUACAUUGUUCCUUUGGAGCUGGAGAGCCCAACUCAGAUUUCUCUGGUUGACGAAACAUCUGGAGAGAAAGAAGAGCUGUUGGUCACGUUGCUUCCUGCAGGCCACUGUCCCGGCUCCGUUAUGUUCCUGUUUGAGGGUUGCCGCGGCAACGUGCUGUACACGGGAGACUUCAGGUUCGCGGCCGGCGACAUCUCGAGGAUCGAACACCUGCACUCCGGCAGCCGAGUGAAGGACAUUCAGAGUGUUUAUCUGGACUCCACGUUCUACGACCCGCGGUUCUACCAGAUCCCCACUCGGGAGGUCUGUCUGAACGGUAUCUCCGAGCUCGUUGGGAACUGGAUCGGUCAGAGUUCACAUCACGUCGUGUGGCUCAACUGUAAAGCUGCGUAUGGAUACGAGUACCUGUUCACCAACCUCGGAGAGCAGUUCAACACACAGAUCCACGUCAGAAGUCUGGCGAUGUUCCAGAAGAUGCCGGAGAUCCUGAGCUACGUGACGACCGACCGCAGGACGCAGAUCCACGCCUGCCGAUACCCGACGAACGAGGAGUUUCUCCACGGCAGCCGGCUGCCGUGCGGCUCCACUGCCGCCGACGGGACGCCGCUCCGCAUCAUCAGCAUCAAACCGUCCACCAUGUGGUUCGGAGAGAGAAUCAAGAAAACCGACGUCAUAAUAAAAACCGGAGCCAGUUCCUUCAGAGCCUGCUUCAGCUUCCACUCCUCCUACUCGGAGAUCAAACACUUCCUGUCCGACCUCCAGCCGGUCAACAUCUUCCCCAGCGUCGUCCCCAUCGGGCAGACGCUGGCCGAGGUGACGCAGAUGCUGAAGCUGAUGUGCAGGAAGCGGUCGGAUCAAACAACCGUAUACAAACCUCUGGGGGUCCUGAAGCGCCCCGUGGGGGAGGGACCCACAUACGACCCCGACAGCGACGACGGGCUGUUUGACGUCCUGGACUCGGUACCAGUGAGGAAGAAGACGGCGCUGGACCAGGACGGCACGAAUGUGAGCGCUCCGAGUCCUCGGGAAACGGCGUCUGCGGUGGAGUCGUCGUUUCCUCCGACGGUCGCGGACCCUCAGCCUGUGAUUCGCAACUUUGUGGAUUGCACCGAGUCGAAUGAUGAAGAGGAGGAGGAGGAGGAGGAAGAUGAGGAGGAGGAUGAGGAGGAGGAGGAGGAAGGAAAGGAGGACGCAAAGCCGCUGGAGGAGGAGGCCAACGAGGCGAUAAAGGAGGUCGAAGGAAGUGGCUCCUCUGAUCUUCCUAAGUGGGAGGAUUUCUUCGCCACGGAGACGCUGACUGACAGCCAGAACAGCCUCAACAGCCAAUCGCAGUCCUGCUGCUCCGCCCCGAGCCCCGCCUCCUCCAAAAUGGCUGGCUCGCAGAGCCCCGACCUGUUCGGCGACGACGACGACGAGGACUUCAGUCUGACCCUGUCCGCCUCGCUGUCAACCCACUCCUCGCAGAACCUGGAUUCGUGUUUACCCGACACUCUGAUCCUCCAACCAGAGCAAAGGGGGCGGGACCGAGGCGACUCGAGGACCAACAGCGCGCCUCGGGUGAGCGAGGGCAGCGGCCAAUCGGAGCUCUCGGGGUCUCAGUCGUCGUCGGACUUUGACGUCCCCUGCACGCCAGAGUCGAAGGCGCCGCCGCCGGCCGAACUGUCGCAGCUGUACAGGAAGCUGGCGUCGGGAGAGGAAGUGGGCGUCGGCAGAGGAAGUCCGUGAGCGACGUUACUUUAUUAUUUUUAUCGUGCUGCAAGAACGCCGGUUUGUGCGUGAUGAACACAAAGUGAGCUUCUAUACAACCAUUCCUCUCCUUCAGUUAGACCUCUAAGCACACACACACACACACACACACGCACACACAUGCACACACACACACACACUAUUUAUUCCAAUGCACUUUAAACCCACAUGUGCCCGACAUGCAUUAUGCACCUGUGCAAGGAAAAUAAGUUGAAAUACAAUGUGACGCGAACGUUAGCCGUGUGUUUAAUGAAGAGUAUUUAUGUGAUAAUUGUAGCUGCAUUCUAUUAAUUAUUGAAAGUUCAGAUCAAUAAUUAGUUUGACUUCAUUCCAGUUAAAACAAAAAUGUGGGAAAUAUUUUCAAAAAAGUGGUCAUGACAAAAUAUUUUUAAAAAUGUUGUUGUUUUUAUUAGAUUCAUUACAAAAUUGUGACUAAAAUAUGUAACAACAUUUUUACAUUUGAAAAAUAAACUUGUGUGAUGGCGAAGCGA
Cyclopterus lumpus (lumpfish) is the source of this 2601-nucleotide messenger RNA. It is a transcript of the gene dclre1c, whose product is annotated as DNA cross-link repair 1C, PSO2 homolog (S. cerevisiae). Bases 128 to 2089 code for a protein of 653 amino acids. Gene Ontology annotation, biological process: protection from non-homologous end joining at telomere; double-strand break repair via nonhomologous end joining; interstrand cross-link repair. NCBI's taxonomy places the organism in Eukaryota, Metazoa, Chordata, Actinopteri, Perciformes, Cyclopteridae. The record is from RefSeq and is a predicted model, not a curated record. The transcript has 15 exons. Gene Ontology annotation, molecular function: 5'-3' DNA exonuclease activity; damaged DNA binding.